GUGGACGGAUAGCUCAGUGGUUUGCACACUGGCCUUCCAAUCCUGAGGUCGGGGGUUCGAUCCCCGGCAGCUACUCGGGAAUUUUCAGAAACGCUUUUCAGUGUUUCCCACCCAACUAGAGGUGUACUGGUCAGGAACCCAGGCAAUCCUUGCGUGUAUCAGUGCUAUACACUGGGCACGUUAAAGAACCAGGCUGUCUAUUCGAAAUGAGCUAGGCUAAGUUAGCCGGACAAGUCUGUAUCUGAUUACUAUGGGAUACGAACUGGUCCAAAACUCUAAGAAACCGCAUCUUGCGGUUUAAAAGCGCAUCUUGCGGUUUUUAAAGCGCAUCUUGCGGUUUAUAAAGCGCAUCUUGCGGUUUAUAAAGCGCAAGAUGCGGUUUCUAAACCGCAAGAUGCGCUGGAACAGUUUUGAACCGUUUGUGCGUGAAAUACUAAACCGCAUCAUGCGGUUUUACCCGGCUUUAACCGGAUGCAGUAUAGUACGGUAGGGUAUUGUUUUUCCAUCAACCAAUGAGAAAGCUCGUUAUUCAUUUGAGCGCGAUUUGCGAAACAACAACAAAAACACAAUAAUAAAUGGUAGUUUAAAAUUAUGGACAUCGGAAACUUCCUUGAGCGAGUUCGAGUUGUAAUGGGAUCGAUCAAUAGAUCACUAGAAGUGUCACAGUCACAAGAUGCAUUAGACAGCGCCAUUGUCCGGUUGGACGCGUUGAUUAGAAACGUCAACAGAAUGACUGUAGCUUAUCCCGGAUGUGCAAAUAUUUUGACCGACUUGUCAGAAGCCUUGGAAGUAGUUCAAGAGUUAAAAAGAUCUGCUGAGGAUGACAGUCAGACCAGACCCGAGGUUCAGCAUGGUGAAACUGGAAGGCCACGAUAUGUUGUCUCAAGGGAUCAGCUUGAGCUACUUCUUGAUCUACAUUUUACAAACAAAGAGAUAGCAGACCUUGUCAAUAUCAGUGUGUCCAGUGUGAAAAGAAGACUGAGACAAUACAAUUUGAGUAGGAAGGACAGAUUUUGCAAUAUGUCUAAUGACGAGCUCGAUGAGAGAGUAAAAAAUAUUACGGAAGGAAACCCCAUGCUUGGUCAGAGAAAUGUGAUGGGCCAGCUUUUAGCAGAUGGUAUACAUGUUCAAAGAGACAGGGUGGCAGAAGCAUUAUUGAGGGUUGACCCUGCAGCUGUGGCAAUGAGAUGGAGUCAGACUAUCUGCAGAAGAACAUAUUCUGUACCAGGUCCAAAUGCACUUUGGCAUAUAGAUGGCAAUCACAAGCUUAUAAGGUAUGUUAGCAAUGAAUAGCUUACAUAUAUCAUA
Messenger RNA from Mercenaria mercenaria, 1308 nucleotides. RefSeq lists its product as uncharacterized. The transcript has 4 exons. Bases 592 to 1293 code for a protein of 233 amino acids. The record is from RefSeq and is a predicted model, not a curated record. NCBI's taxonomy places the organism in Eukaryota, Metazoa, Mollusca, Bivalvia, Venerida, Veneridae.